Messenger RNA from Neoarthrinium moseri, 954 nucleotides. RefSeq lists its product as uncharacterized. The transcript is spliced from 2 exons. Bases 1 to 954 code for a protein of 317 amino acids. The record is from RefSeq and is a predicted model, not a curated record. NCBI's taxonomy places the organism in Eukaryota, Fungi, Ascomycota, Sordariomycetes, Amphisphaeriales, Apiosporaceae.
AUGGCCGCCCCUCCACCAGUCGCUUUGGUGAUGCCGAUCCCAUGGUCGGAACCGUAUCCAUUCCAUGAUCCUCCAAAUGGCAAUCCUCGUCCAUUCCGGUGGUUCCCGCAGGUUACCUGGGAACAAGGCCAAGCACUGGAAGAGUUUUUCUCGGACCUGUGUGAACCAAACGUCUUCCCACGCGCCGUCAAGACCAACACCAAGGUCGCUUUGAACGCAAUGAACUACGAAACACAGCAACAGGUGAACACCGGAGCUUGGGCCUGGUUCUGGGGGAUCGAAAGGACUAGCCGCCAUGUCAACUUUGAUAAGCCCGGCCAAAUGAUCUGGGACCUUGACUGUGCGUGGACCUCUGUAGUCACGCACCCCGAUCGAACCCAUGCGAGCUCCACGUGGCACGAUACAGGUGUUGGAUUAGUUGCAGAGAGAGCGGCACGCCAGCUAGAGGUGCAAAACUUUUGGUCCAACGCUACGACGAACAACUUCGUUGGUUGCCCCGGUUUUGGAAACCCUGCCAUGUCCUUCAUGGGAUAUUACGGGUUCGACAAUGUUAACUACCUAACGCGUGCAGUAUUUCCUCUCAGAAAUCUAAGCCGGACGCUAUUUCAAUGUAUGGGCUGGGGUUGCAGCCUUGCGGGCCUAGCCAAUGACCCGAACCCGGUGGGCCUCCUCCCCAACGAUGAUGCCACGGCCAGUGGGUUCCCAAUGUUAUCGCGCCUCUACACAAUCCUCUUCUCGAUCUUGCAUGGCAACGUAAGGGCUCUUGGCUUAGGAACAUUUCCUAACGGCACCCACAACCUCACGGUAUCCGACAACAUCAGGGCUCGUUAUGGCAGCAGAAAUCUCAUCAACCCAACUUGGACAAGAUACAUCUCUAACUACAUAGACAACUACCCAGGGCUCCCAUAUCCUGCUAUUGGACUGGAGCCUUACAACUUUGCUCUUACAAGAUAA